Molecule: messenger RNA, 834 nt
Organism: Arachis stenosperma
Lineage: Eukaryota; Viridiplantae; Streptophyta; Magnoliopsida; Fabales; Fabaceae
Exons: 2
Coding region: 1-834 (277 amino acids)
Source: RefSeq, a predicted model, not a curated record
AUGGCUGCGACUAUGCAGGCGACAGCCGAAGCCCUGGAAAAUCAAAUAAAUAAUGGAAAUAAUGGCAACAACAGUGAUGAGGGUCCUAUGACACUUUCCUCCUUUCUGAAGGUUCAUCCUCCAACCUUCAAAGGAACCUUGAACCCUACUGAUGCAGAUAAUUGGAAUCAAGUCAUAGUGCGAGCGUUACAGGCUCAGCAGCCCGGACACUUGGCCACUAACUUCCCAGAGAAGAAGAGGUGUGAGGCUGGCAGAGUGCAGCAGCCAGGGAGAGUAUACACUACUUCUGCAGUAGGUGCUGAGGGGUCAGAGACACUAAUUAGAGGUAACUGUGAGAUGGCCGAUAAAACUUUGAAUGCCUUAUUUGAUUCUGGAGCUACACAUUCAUUUAUUGCAUUUGAGAAGGCUGGUGAUAUAGGAUUGAAAAUAGUAAUCCUGGGGUAUGAUUUAAAGGUGUAUAAUGCUACUCAUGAGGCUAUGGUGACUAGGUUAGGGUGCCCACAAGUUCCAUUUCGAAUACAACAGCCUGACUUCGUGCAUGACUUAAUUUGUCUACCAAUGACUGGUCUUGAUCUCCUUCUGGGGUUGGACUGGUUAUCCAAGAACCAUGUUCUACUCGACUUUUCUGCAAAAUCAAUGUGCGUUAUGCCAGAAGACACAAAAGGACCGGUUGUGGCAAAUAGCUACUACCUGAAUUCCAUGAUGGUGAAUUGUUAUGGAGCCGAAUGUCAGGGUAUUUUGUUGUUAACUGUGGGUGUUUCGGGGGAUGAUCAAAGCUUGGAGCAAAUUUCAGUUGUGUGUGAGUUUUCGGAGGCAUUUCCCGAUGAUAUUUGA